UCCCCUCCCCUCCUCUCCCCCGGUCACUCCCUCUCCCCCGAGCCCCGCAAUGCAGCCGCAGUGGGGCCCUGCGGGAAGCCCGUCUGGCCUGCGUGGGGGAGGAGGGUGGUGGCAUCCCCCUGGAUCUCUGCUAAUAGUCGCCGCUUUGUUUUUGUACCAGGCGCGCGUGACUAUGACUGAGGGCGACAGCCUCAUCUCUGUGGACUAUGAAGUCUUUGGGAAGGUCCAAGGAGUGUUCUUCCGCAAGUACACCCAGGCUGAGGGUAAGAAGCUGGGGCUGGUUGGCUGGGUCCAAAACACCGAAGAUGGCACUGUGCAAGGACAAAUCCAAGGUCCCAGUGUCAAGGUACGGGAGCUGCAGGAAUGGCUCAGGAAGACAGGAAGCCCCAAAUCCCACAUCAACCGAGCAGAAUUCCGCAAUGAGAAGAAGAUUGUUGCACUGGAGUACAGGAACUUCAGCAUUGUGAAAUAACUAGACUGAAAGACAGAAAGCACUGAGGAGGGAGUUGAGCUCUCAAAAACUUCCCCACCAACCUUUACUUGUUCAGUCAGAUAGUGUCCAAAAACAGAGAGCCCUUAGUUUUAUCUUGUUACUGUUCUAAUUUAUUGUCUGUUUGUUAUCCUAUUUAACCCUGAACCUUCCUGAAUGCCAUGGGCAGGAAAACAGGCAGACUGGAGGGUCAGACUGCCUUUAAUAAAGGGAUUGUUUGGAAACCCAA
Messenger RNA from Trachemys scripta elegans, 719 nucleotides. RefSeq names its product acylphosphatase 1 (gene ACYP1). NCBI's taxonomy places the organism in Eukaryota, Metazoa, Chordata, Testudines, Emydidae. Gene Ontology annotation, molecular function: acylphosphatase activity. The record is from RefSeq and is a predicted model, not a curated record. The transcript is spliced from 2 exons. Bases 50 to 472 code for a protein of 140 amino acids.